UAUUCAAUCAAUAGGUACGUGAUUAUAGUACUGUAAGUAUAAUUUAUUGUUAUAUUAUUUUUUGAACGUGUGUAUCUAGGUCAUACGUUUGUAACAUUUCUAUAGUGACUAUCGGAUAUUAUUUAAAUUUAUUUAAAAACCAUAGUGGUUAUAAUCAAGACGGUUCGAAAUUUACAUCUUAAAAUUUUAAAAAUCUUCACUUGGCACAAUACAAAUGGCAUCUAUUAGGAAAAUUUUACCACCGCAGCCGCACUAUCUGACCGGAUACACGGGAUUCGUGCCCGGCUUAAAGUUCCACUGCGGCGAGACAUAUGGCAGGCUGACGAACACUUUGUUUUUGGACCAGAGGAUAAAACGAUCAAAAAAAUUGGUGUUGCUCGAGUUGGGUAAGCCCCAUGAGGAAUGGGUGUCAAAAGAAGACAAGGAAGCUCUGCAGAACCGGUGUCACGACAAUAAGGAAUGCAGGUACACGGAGGACAUGGUGAUCGGCUACACUGGACACGUACCCCAAUACAGAUUCCAGGACGGACACAAGUAAACAUAAUUACUCGUUGACGAUUGUGGAAACUAGAACAACUUGAUUAUUACUAUCCGAGAGUAAUUAUUCAACAAUGCGUUUCAUCGAAAGCAGUAUAUAAUAGGUUUCAUUGAUUUAAAGCAUAACGCUGUUGAAUUAUCAUUACAUCAUAACUCAAGCCGAAAACUCGUUUUGCGCAUGUAAUACACAUACCAGGGAGAAGGGGAGAAUUGUAACUCUAUAUUUCGAACAAUCAGUAUUAGUUUAAUAAAUGAGAGUCGUGUGAUUUCGGACAUUUUUGUAAAUUGCACACCGUUAUCAUAGAAUAUCAUAGUGAAUGCAGAUUUUAGUAUAUCUAAUACAUAUUGGUAAAAAUUACAUAUGGAUAAUAUACACCAGAUUUCCUGUGAAUGCAGCAAUUGGGAUAUGUAAGUUUAUGGAAAAGAAAAAUACGUGUUUAUGUCCUGAUUGUAAACCUUUGAACACCGAGGAAAAUGGAAAUGAAAUAAUCAAGACAAACGAAGACGACACCACAAAUACUCAUACUCGUCCAUCUAAAGAGGUAUAUCACACGUUUUAUUACGGCUCACUUAUAAUGUCGUAAUCAUUCUGAUCUGUAAACUUUUUAUUGUUCUAUAAACGUCCUAAUGUAUUUUUAUUCGUAUCCACAUUUCACUCGGAAUUUAUUAUCCUUAGCUUUUAAAGUCUUUUUCGUCCUUUCAUGUCGGCUGUCCUCGAUUUAAUUGAGUUCUAAUUAAGGUUUUUCCGAUUCAAACGAAGUACAUCUUUUAAAUAUUGUUGAUUAUUAUUUUUCACUAGCUUCAAUUUUUGAGACACGAGUUAUCCGAUAUAACUAUUGAUAUAAUUUUGAAAUGUAUUUGUACUAUUUAUUAUACAUUUAUAU
Sipha flava (yellow sugarcane aphid) is the source of this 1421-nucleotide messenger RNA. RefSeq names its product protein FAM166B-like. The coding region runs from base 215 to 538 and encodes 107 amino acids. Lineage: Eukaryota; Metazoa; Arthropoda; Insecta; Hemiptera; Aphididae. The record is from RefSeq and is a predicted model, not a curated record. The transcript has a single exon.